Messenger RNA from Orbilia oligospora ATCC 24927, 672 nucleotides. RefSeq lists its product as uncharacterized. The transcript has a single exon. The coding region runs from base 1 to 672 and encodes 223 amino acids. The record is from RefSeq and is a predicted model, not a curated record. NCBI's taxonomy places the organism in Eukaryota, Fungi, Ascomycota, Orbiliomycetes, Orbiliales, Orbiliaceae.
AUGUCUAGUGAUCUCGAUUCUGAGGGCUCUCUUAGUCCUGGUUGGAUCUUUAUUAACUCACCAGAUUAUCGAUCUCCAGGCCAUAGCAUUUUAACGUCACCGGGAUUGGCCAUUACAACUCCUUCUCUCAGCAACCGGGAUUUCACUACACAUUCCAUAGUUGCUUCUCCCCAUAAAUGGAUAGAAAGGUCGACGCCUGCCUCACCAGAACCCAUUCCACCAGAGUCCUCCCAAAGAACUGGCCUUGCCGUUACUUUCUAUGGAAAGAUCGAAUUCUUUUGCGAAAACUGCAUUGCCCCACCGGCGCGAUGUACCAGGAACAGCAUCCGUAACAACUUUAUGAGUAACACGACGAAGUUCUCACUGCUGGAGCCCGAGGACGAAGUCGAUGGCUUCAUAACUAGGAGAGGCAGGCGUGAAGUUAAGGUCGAACUGUUGAACACCGUCAGAAGAGAAACUCCAUGUAGUGAGGAUACGUUGAGAAUUGGAAUGGCGAUUACUCUCAACUCAAAUUCUCGAGCCACUGCGUUAGCAAUAGGUUAUGAAGCAUUAGAUGAGGUGCCCUAUGAAUCUGGUUAUCGGUGGUCCAUCUUCGAGCCAUUCCUACGCCGGCACACUUCUUGUCCCUACUGUUUUAUGGUGUUCGUCAAGCAUGAGCUUAUUGGAGCAUGA